This is a messenger RNA of Funneliformis mosseae, 1599 nucleotides long. Lineage: Eukaryota; Fungi; Glomeromycota; Glomeromycetes; Glomerales; Glomeraceae. The record is from the annotation of a GenBank genome assembly.
AUGGAAGAUGCUCCGUAUGAUUACAAAAUCUUGACAAGACCUCGCGCAAGUCCUAAAAAUAAAAAUUGUUCUUAUUUUGCUGAACAGGAAUCUAAAUCUGUGGAAGGUAGAUCCAUUUUUGAAGAUGCACUGCAAGCGUAUGAAGAGUUGAAAAAUCGGGAAAGUAGUUCUGAAGAUUGGAAGUAUGAUGAAGGCACUGGUUAUUAUUAUUGUGAAUCAACAAAAAUGUACGCUUUCUGGGACGCAGACAUACAAGAUUGGAAGUAUUUUAACAAUAAAAUAGAGAACUAUCAAGGUGGGAUCGGCAAAUUUGACGAAACGAAUAAAGAUGAAGAAGAUCCAUCGAAUUCUGAUAAAGAAUCUGAGAAUUCAACAGAAAGUACACGCGAGGAAGGUCAAUUAUCAGAUUCUGAAGCAUGCGGGACAGCUUCUUCCUCUUAUGAGAAUGAUACCAAUGGACAAGAUCAACAUAAGGACGCAACACAUAGAUAUCCUAUACCACUUGGAUAUAAAGCAACGGUAGAAGUGAGAUAUUAUUUUAAUCCUGAGAAUAAUGUUUGGUUUGACGUGCAUUCUGGAGUUUAUUCAGUAUAUGAUGAAAGUACCCAAACUUAUACGCCAAUUGAUCCAACAUCAUUAGUAUAUUCAUCGACUUCCGAUGAUGCUGCAAUAGAACAAGGAGAACCUGGUAGCGAUGCAACCCUUAGAUUGGUGGUAAUUGAAUCCGGAAUUCUUAAAGCGGGACAUUUGGUUCUGGUUGAUGCAAAUGGGAUUUCCAUGGGAAGGGACAGAUGGGAUGACCGACGACUUCGAUUAGCUGAAAUGCCAACAUCAAAACAUCACUGCCAAAUCUUUUGCAGUAACAAUAAUGAAGAAGGAGGAUCUCCCACUUCAAAUUCUGUUGAUGCAUUCUUUAUUGUUGAUAUAGGUUCGCAAAAUGGAACUUUUGUCAAUUCUCAACGAUUAUCGGAAAGUAAGAUGAGUUCCAAGCCAUAUCAGUUAAAUCAUAUGGAUGAAGUUGUCGUUGGAAGUACCAAAUUUCAAGUGCAUUUGCAUAAACAAUGGACAUGUGAUAUUUGCACCGUAACGGAGGGAAAGGUGAUUGACAUAUCUCAAAAGAACGAUGGCAUUUCUAAUAACAUGAAUAAAUCUAAACAGAAAAAUCUUGAAGAAUUUCAGCGGCGCGAGGAGCUGAAUCGUUUGAAACGUAAAUAUAUGGGUUCAUCUAAUAUCAAUCAAAAGCAAAAAAAAUAUGUUGAUAGGGCUGCUUUAAGAAGAGAAAUUCAUCCUGAUAAUGGACCAGUAAAGAAAGAUUGGGAGGAUAUAGCUCAAGUAUCAGCGGAAGAAGCAAAGAAUCUGCAAACAAAAAUCGGUUCAGAUAAUAAGGGAAAUAAACUUCUACAGAAGAUGGGGUGGAAGGAAGGACAAGGUUUAGGACGACAUGGUACUGGAAUUUUGGAUCCAGUCCAAUUUAUUACCAACGAGGGAAGAGUCGGUCUUGGUGCAGGAGGGAAAAAGAGUCAAAAUAGCACUACUGAAUCAUUACAGGAAGCAACAAGACGUGUUGCCAAAGAAAGAUUUAUUGAUUUAUUUCAAUGA